AUGGGGAGGGCAGCCCCAACUCUCCUGGCACUGCUCAGCCUAUCAGCGACCAUUUGUGACGCCCAGGACACCUGCCCAGAGGUGAGAAUAGUGGGACUGGGUGAUGCUGACCGGCUCGCCGUUCUCCAAGGAUGCCCAGGGAUCCCAGGUGCCUCUGGCCCAAAAGGUGAACCAGGUCUCCCAGGAGCAGAAGGUGCAACGGGAGCCCAGGGACGCCCCGGGAAAGCAGGACCACCUGGUGCAAAAGGAGCAACUGGAGAGCCUGGCUUCCCAGGACUGAAAGAAGCCAGGAACUGCCAAGAGCUGUUGAGUAAAGGGAAGAUCCUGAGCGGCUGGUACACCAUCUACCCCCAAGGCUGCAAUGCCACCAGUGUCUUCUGCGACAUGGACACAGAUGGUGGAGGAUGGAUUGUUUUCCAGAGGCGCUGGGAUGGGUCAGUGAACUUCUUACGAGACUGGGAUUCAUACAAACGAGGCUUUGGCAACCAGCUGACAGAGUUCUGGCUGGGGAAUGACAACAUCCACUUCCUCACCUCGAUGGGACCCUGUGAACUCCGUGUUGACCUGAGAGACUUUGAAAACAACUACUAUUUUGCCAAGUAUGCUUCAUUCAGAGUUUUAGGAGAAUCUCAGAAAUACAAACUGGUUCUAGGAGACUUCCUUGGUGGAAACGCUGGAGACUCCUUAUCAUACCACAAGGACAUGCCAUUUUCAACAACAGACCAGGACAACGACAUGAGCUCCUUUAACUGUGCCACAGAAUACAAGGGAGCGUGGUGGUACAAUGACUGCCAUUACUCCAACCUGAAUGGGAUGUACUGGCUGGGCGUUCACGGGAGCUAUGCUGAUGGCAUAAACUGGAAGACGGGCAAAGAAUACCAUUACUCCCAUAAGCGAACGGAAAUGAAAUUCAGGCCAGUUUAACAUGGCAAGAGGGUGUCUGCCGAGCACCAACAGUUGCCACUCAACAGCCAAGAGAAGACACAAAACAAUGUUGUU
Leptosomus discolor (cuckoo roller) is the source of this 999-nucleotide messenger RNA. The record is from RefSeq and is a predicted model, not a curated record. NCBI's taxonomy places the organism in Eukaryota, Metazoa, Chordata, Aves, Leptosomiformes, Leptosomidae.